Messenger RNA from Microthlaspi erraticum, 822 nucleotides. NCBI's taxonomy places the organism in Eukaryota, Viridiplantae, Streptophyta, Magnoliopsida, Brassicales, Brassicaceae. The record is from the annotation of a GenBank genome assembly.
AUGGAGCAUGAUGAUCGAGAUGUGGAGAAGUUGACAAGAAAUUCCGUAUUGAUAAUUAGGGACGUCUCCUCUUUGCAAUCUGAGUCUGAGAAAAUAUAUUCUUAUCCGUUUGUGGUCGGUUGCUGCAGCUGGCGUGUUGGCGUGUAUUACAAGGGAAAUAAAUACGAUGACUCUCUGAGUCUGUCUCUGUCUCUAGUGGUUUCUGAUGCUGAUUUUAUGCCUCCGGGAUGGAAAAGACACGCACAGUUUUCUUUUACCAUAGUAAAUCAGAUUUCUGAAGAACUGGACGACAACUGUGGUGUUCUUACAGAAACACAAGAGUGGUUUGAUCACAAGACUCCUGCCUGGGAUUUCUCAAACAGUAUCCCCCUGGGAAAGCUUGAUGCCAAACAUGCCAAACAUGGUGGAUUUAUAGUGGAUGGAAAAGUCAAGAUUGUUGUGGAUUUGAACGUUCUUGAAGCUGUUGGCAAGUAUGAGGAUGAUGAGGAUUUUCUUGAUUUCUACGGGCUUCCCGUUUAUCCUUCAGAGAUGGAGGUUGUGAGCCCAAUCUUUGAAGAACACCCUGACUUUGCAUCACACUUCGUUGAGAAGGAUUUAGGCACAUACUUUAAGAGAGUAGUCAUCCAGCAACUAAUCCUCUUGAUUAAGGAUCUGCGCAAGCCGCUUAAAGACAUCUCUUUCUAUCAUGCGCAUCAUACACUGGUAUAUCUGAAAGCGGUUGGACUUGAUGUCGGUUGGUUGGAGAAGAAAGUGAGUGAUUUGAAAGAACAGAAGGAAACUGACCAACAGGAAGAAAUUGAAAGUGUUGGCUAUCCAGAGUGA